Molecule: messenger RNA, 414 nt
Organism: Ichthyophthirius multifiliis
Lineage: Eukaryota; Ciliophora; Oligohymenophorea; Hymenostomatida
Product: tubulin-tyrosine ligase family protein, putative
Exons: 2
Source: RefSeq, a predicted model, not a curated record
AUGUUAAUAGGAAAAGGAAACAAUAGUGAAUUAGUUCGAAAUAUUUUACUUUAAAGAGAAAAGUUUGGUGAAGCAAAUUAAUUUUUUUCUGAAGUCAAUAUAUAAUGGUAACCAUGGUCAAGACAUAUAAACAAUUAUAAUUCAAGGACAACUAAUAUAAGUUAAAUUAAUAAAAAAAUAUGUAAUCAUUUUGAGUUUCACGACGAAUUAACAUAAAAGAAUAAUUUAGUAUAAAACUUAAAACAAUAUUGUUUAGAAAAUAAAAAAGAUGUUUUUUAAAUAACUCCUCUCACAUUUGAAAUAAAUAUUGAUAGUAAAUACUUUUAGGAAGAAAUCAAUGAUUUUUGUUAAUUUUUAAUAAAAAUAUACCUAUAGACUAUAAAUAUUUAACAAAAACAUCAAUAUAAGUUAUGA